Messenger RNA from Babesia bovis T2Bo, 524 nucleotides. Its product is annotated as Ribosomal_L40e superfamily protein. Gene Ontology annotation, cellular component: ribosome; cytoplasm; nucleus. Gene Ontology annotation, biological process: modification-dependent protein catabolic process; translation; protein ubiquitination. The record is from RefSeq and is a predicted model, not a curated record. Gene Ontology annotation, molecular function: structural constituent of ribosome; ubiquitin protein ligase binding; protein tag activity. NCBI's taxonomy places the organism in Eukaryota, Apicomplexa, Aconoidasida, Piroplasmida, Babesiidae. The coding region runs from base 74 to 469 and encodes 131 amino acids. The transcript is spliced from 2 exons.
UCGGCACUUGUAAAAGAGAAACGACGAGCCCUAUACAUCUUUUUUCAUCAUUUUUCAUUCUGAGUGAGGCAAGAUGCAGAUUUUCGUUAAAACCUUAACGGGUAAAACCAUUACAUUGGAGGUUGAGCCCAGUGACACUAUCGAAAAUGUCAAGGCCAAGAUCCAGGACAAGGAGGGUAUUCCCCCAGACCAGCAGCGUUUGAUCUUUGCUGGUAAGCAGUUGGAAGAUGGUCGUACGUUGUCUGACUACAACAUCCAGAAGGAGAGUACUCUCCAUUUAGUUCUACGUUUGAGGGGUGGUAUCAUUGAGCCCUCUUUGGUCAUUUUGGCUCAAAAGUACAACUGCGACAAGAUGGUUUGCCGUCGCUGUUACGCACGUCUUCCUCCUCGUGCCACUAACUGCCGCAAGAAGGGUUGUGGUCGUUGCAGUCAGCUUCGUCCCAAGAAGAAGAUUAAGGGUGGUAGCUGAGCGUUCGAUGACCUUUUGCUCGUUGUGCAUAAUGACACAAUCAACUUAUCGGCGU